This is a messenger RNA of Parnassius mnemosyne (clouded apollo), 765 nucleotides long. Lineage: Eukaryota; Metazoa; Arthropoda; Insecta; Lepidoptera; Papilionidae. The record is from the annotation of a GenBank genome assembly.
AUGAAUUUCGCCGGAAAAGUGGUGAUUGUUACCGGAGCAAGCUCUGGAAUUGGUGCUGCAACGGCUGUAUUCUUGUCCAAACUCGGGGCAAAACUCUCACUUACCGGGAGAAAUGUGGAGAACCUUAAGAAAGUGAAUAAUGAUUGCGAAAAGUCCACGCCCUCUUUUGUGGUGCCGGCGGAUUUAAAUAAAGAAAGUGAUAUUGAAAAAAUUGUAAAAAGUACUGUUGAUCACUAUGGACAAAUCGACGUUUUGGUCAACAAUGCUGGUAUUAUUGAAACUGGUACCAUAGAAACGACAACCUUAGCUCAGUAUGACCGGCUUAUGAACACUAAUGUACGCUCAAUUUAUUACCUUACUAUGUUAGCUGUGCCACAUCUAAUAAAAACUAAAGGCAAUAUUGUAAAUGUGUCUAGCGUCAAUGGUAUAAGAUCUUUUCCAGGAGUUUUAGCUUAUAAUGUAUCAAAAGCCUCAGUGGAUCAAUUUACACGUUGUGUGGCUUUGGAGCUGGCCCCAAAAGGUGUUAGAGUUAACUGUGUAAAUCCAGGAGUAAUAUUAACAGAAUUGCAAAAGCGAGGAGGUUUGAAUGAAGAGCAAUAUGCGGCAUUCUUAGCACGCACUAAAGACACGCAUGCAUUGGGACGUCCUGGGAAGCCGGAAGAGGUGGCUGCUACUAUUGCUUUCCUUGCAAGUGAUUUGGCAUCCAAUAUUACUGGAGUCAGUCUGCCAGUGGAUGGUGGCCGUCAUGCUAUGUGCCCUCGCUAA